AACAGCAUACUAAAUCUGCUGGAGGACAGGAAGGUAGGCCUUACUUUACAUACGCUCUUUAGUCUCUGUAGUCUUUAUUUUGAGGGUACUCUGUGCCAUUGACAGUUCAGUUAUUGAGAUUCAGUUUGAGAGUCAGAGGUUUAAAGCAGGUUUUUGUGGAGACCUUACUUUCGUCCUCACUUAUAUUUGACUAUUUUUUUCCUCUGGAGACACUGGAGGGCAGUAUUUCACAGGACAUUAGCUUAUACAUGCAUUCGGGCAGGUAUUAAUUUCUUCCCUUGUUAACAUUACACAGAGCAGUAAUAAUACAGUAUACGCAAGUUUACGCCUCUGAGUAUUUAAUAUUUACAGUCUCAUAUAAUCUUCAUAUAGAAUUUAGUAAUAUAGACAUGCUUCUUCAAAUUGUCAACGAGUUAACAUUACCUUGAUCUACUGUUUUACAAUUUUCUACUGAAUAUCUGGAUGUGGGCCAAAGGAGGCAGGCUCUGAUUAGUGUUUAAUCAGCUAGUAUGAGGCGAAUGUAAAUGCUGCCAGAUGCAAAUGCGUCUUCCACAUACCACGUCUUUAAUGGCAGGUGUUUUUUUUCUUUCACAUUUGGUCUGGCCUGAAAGCAGUAUCAGACUUGAAUCACUGUAGGUAGGGGACAAAAUGAAUAAAUACUGUGGCUAACUUUGACUAAUACCGUAGGUAUUGCCAGCUCUUCAUGUAGGCUGACCUGACAAUACAGGGUGUCCCAAAAGUCUCCAUACAUAGAGGACUAGGUACGCAAGCACCAUGUCGGUUGUGCCUUCGGCAGUGGAUGUUUGUGGACGUCCACUUCUCUGUUGGUCUGAAACACUUCCCGAUCUUUGCGACAGCUUCCCGAUCCAGCCAUGAGAAUGGUUUCAGUAUUUUCUUAUUUUAUCAAAGGUGUUCUUAGAGACUGUUUGAAAAAAGUAUAAUAUAAACUAAGCAUGAGAAUUGUGGAAGGCAUUUUGCUAAAUUUUUGUACAUUUCCCCAAUGUAUGGAGACUUUUGUGACUUAUUUGAUAUUUUAUGCUGUGUUUUUACUACAUUGCACUUUGUGCUUGAUCUGAUGGUAUGCGGGAGUCUAAACGAUAACAUUGCCCCGGGAGAGCUGAUGCUAUAUUCAGCAGUUCCUCUGGCUGCAGCCGUGCGUCUGUCCUGGGCUCUAAGCUUGGCCUCUCUAAGGGAGAAAGUAUGCUUUUUCGACCUGCAGGCUGCUGUAUGCCACUGAGAGAUCAUGGCCUCUAACCUCUUAAAUCUGGCCUCCAACGCUGAAGGUCUAGAUGCUCGGCUGGUACUCAGGGCAGUUGACCACCAGGGGGCCAGCAUGCUGGACUGUCUGAUAGAAGCUAGGUAGAAAAAUGUUGUAUCAAAUCCAGCAGUACAGAAUUACCUGUCAGACGUGUGGUAUGGCAAUCUACAGUGGGACUCUGCUGAUCUGUCCUCUGCUUUGGCUGGCCCUCUCACUUCCACUCAAACACAGGCACUCCUGACUAAUUGUCCUAAACAUCUGAAUAUGUACUACCAACUUUAAUUGACUCCUUUCGAGUAAACGCGCAAGUAUUUCCUUGCACAUUUGUAAGAAGACACAGCUACCUCUAUAAGAAAAGCCUUUACAAUUAAAUUCUACUUUAGAUUCAACACCAUUCCUAUUGUGAAGUUGAUGAGUCAUCUGGUGUCCCACGUCUUUCUCCUGGCCCUAUUCAUCGUCUCAAUUGUCUACCCACCUAUUAUUCCACCACCUGAGUGCUGGCUAUAUGCAGGAUGGUGUGAGGGGCUUUUACUGAGCUGGUUGUGUGGAAUGCUGUUAUCUCAGCUCAGUCAAACAGCUGAGAAUACAGGUUUGGCUUGGAUCAGGGUCUUCCUCUUGGUCAUCUCUGCGACUGCUCUUAUCUGCCACUUGUUUGCCGUUGCCUUCCAGCUGAAUCAUAAUUUUUUAGCCUGGAUUCUUCUCUGCAACAUUCAAUUGGCGGUUGAAGUGGCAGUGGGGUUUAUUCAGCUCUUGGAGUUCCUAAUGCUCCACCACCUAUUUGGGCCAUGGGCCAUCAUUAUCAAGAAUCUCAUGAAGGACCUAAGACGCUUUGCCAUCAUCCUGCUGCUCUUUCACACUGCUUUCUCUCUGAGCCUUACUGCUAUCUGCCAACCUGUGCCUCCAGAAACUAGACAUCAAUGCAAUUAUUCAGUGAACAGCAGCAAUAACAAUGUCAGUGAGCCAGUGAUGACCCCUCUGAAUGUCUGUUUUGCUCUUUUUUGCUCUCUUUGGCUUAACCGAGCGAAAGGACAUCUUGACAUUUCAUUCAGACCCCAUUCCUACCUUGACUCAUCUUGUCUUUGGAAUCUAUCUGGUGGUGACGGUGAUAGUGCUGCUCAACCUGCUCAUUGCCAUGAUGAGCAACACAUACCAGCGCAUCCAGUCUCAGUCGGACACGGAAUGGAAGUUUGGUCGUGCUAUCCUCAUGAGAGACAUAACCUGCAAGUCUGAGACUCCCUCUCCAUUCGUUCAGUUUACCUGCCUCUUCUAUAUCAUGUCCCUCUGCAAGCAUAGAGUUGAGAGGCAGGAUCUUGUAAGGAAGAAGGAGGAAACAGAAGGUUUGCCAGAGAUCAUCUCUCUGUGCACAAUGGCUCACACCGCCAUCUGCCGGUUCAGAGGAAGACAAAGAACACAGAUCCUCCCUGAGGGUGCACAUAGAGAAUGUGACUGACUGGACAGUGCUGGUACAGCGUCUUCUAGCCCUGCGUGGUCAAAAGGACAGAGAACCACCAGAGUCCAACAGCCCCCGUCAUCAGUAAUAAACCCACCUUGCUCAAUGUAAUCAUGAUUUCCAUUUUUAACUUUUACCACCAUUUCUUCCUGUUUACAUUAUAACCUUCACAUUUUGGUGUUUUCACUGAACACGAGCCACUGCUACUGCCACUAGAACUGCUAGUGAUUCAUUCAAAUGUUUAUAAACGUAUUAUAUAUUUCUUUCUUUGUUCUUAUCAUGAAUGUAUAGACACAGGCACUGUAUUACUGAUGUGAAGUCAGUUUGCGUUGUUUGUUACUGAAUUAAAAAAAAAACUGAAUGAAAUAUAU
This is a messenger RNA of Ictalurus punctatus (channel catfish), 3079 nucleotides long. It is a transcript of the gene trpn1, whose product is annotated as transient receptor potential cation channel, subfamily N, member 1. Gene Ontology annotation, molecular function: calcium channel activity. Gene Ontology annotation, biological process: GPI anchor biosynthetic process; calcium ion transmembrane transport. The transcript is spliced from 3 exons. Bases 2238 to 2708 code for a protein of 156 amino acids. Lineage: Eukaryota; Metazoa; Chordata; Actinopteri; Siluriformes; Ictaluridae. Gene Ontology annotation, cellular component: membrane; glycosylphosphatidylinositol-N-acetylglucosaminyltransferase (GPI-GnT) complex. The record is from RefSeq and is a predicted model, not a curated record.